AUGGAGGUUGCAUCGCCAGGUGUUCACACAUUUCAGAGGAUGUCUGGCUGUGAAUGGGAUGAUGAGACGGGCGAGGUGAAUGGUUUUAAUCAGUUUGGUUACGAUGGAGAAGACUUCAUUGCAUUAGAUUUAAAUGCGCGUACAUGGAUUCCUACAAAGCCACAGGCUGUGAUCUUCAAACAAAAAUGGGACAACAACAGAGAGGCAUUAUAUAGAGAAAGGAAUAAUCUCAUCACAAUCUGUCCUGAAAUGCUGAAGAAAUUUUUGAACUAUGGGAGGACACUCCUGGUAAAACCAGUUCUUCCCUCAUUUUAUCUCCUCCAGAAGACUCCUUCCUCUCCAGUCACCUGCCAUGCUACAGGUUUCAAUCCUAACAAAGUGAACAUGGUCUGGAGGAAAGAUGGAGUGGAGAUUCAUGAGGGUGUGAACAGAGGAGAGAUCCUCCCCAACAAUGACUGGACCUUCCAGAUUAGUGUUGACCUGGAAAUUUCAUCAGUCAGACCUGAAGACUGGGAAAGAUAUGCCUGUGUGUUUCAGUUCUCCGGUGUGAACCAGGAUAUCGUCACCAAACUGGACAAAGCAGUGAUCUGGACCAAUAAGGGUAAGAUUGAGAGGAUGGAUUUUAUUUGCCUGUCUCAUAAAAAAAGCAUUUUUGUUCAGUCAUCAUCUGAGGACUGGCGACCUGUCCAGGGUGUACCCCGCCUCUCGGGGUACACCCUGGACACCCUGGAAGGUCGACAGCUGGGAUAG
Pelmatolapia mariae (spotted tilapia) is the source of this 750-nucleotide messenger RNA. RefSeq names its product major histocompatibility complex class I-related gene protein-like. The record is from RefSeq and is a predicted model, not a curated record. Gene Ontology annotation, biological process: immune response. The transcript has 5 exons. Gene Ontology annotation, cellular component: external side of plasma membrane. Lineage: Eukaryota; Metazoa; Chordata; Actinopteri; Cichliformes; Cichlidae. Bases 1 to 750 code for a protein of 249 amino acids.